This is a messenger RNA of Metarhizium acridum CQMa 102, 846 nucleotides long. The record is from RefSeq and is a predicted model, not a curated record. NCBI's taxonomy places the organism in Eukaryota, Fungi, Ascomycota, Sordariomycetes, Hypocreales, Clavicipitaceae.
AUGGCCGACAAGGAGGCAAUUGAUAACUGCCAUGAGACGCAGUCCAAUAAAUCGUGCUCCGGUAAUACACCUCCCGAUCGUCUAAUUGACCUGCCUUUAACUCCUCCCGCCACGAUCGAACCACACCUGCCGUCCAUCGACGCGUCUGGCCCCUUUCUUCGUUUGCUUGAAUCACGCAGCGAUCGAGCAAAAACUGUCGACUCUGAGGGUUGGGUCGAAGUCUCUCUCGAUCAGAAGCAAUACGUCUCAUUGCGUGGAAGCAUCGAGCGGUCGUUUAAGCGAUUCGAUUACGACCCAAAUCACGGUCUCCUCAUUCUCCGUAUACCUUCGCCUGUUCACGACUUCUUUGCGAAUAUCCUAGCCGACGACGUGCAAGACCGGCUUAACGACAUUGCCAAAGAGGGAGGUGAAGCAGGCGCCUUCGCGUCAAGAAUUAAGAGCGGAGGGUCGUCUACCAUUCUUUUAUUAGAAGGGGAUUCCGAAUUCUUUAAAAAUAUUCGUCGUGAGCCUGACGCCCAGUUUCGUCACCCUCGUGCCUAUUAUCCCGGUGUUGUGGUAGAGGUAUCCUACUCGCAGGAAGGCAAGAGUCUACGAAAACUUGCCCAGGACUACAUUCUCUACUCUAAUGGAGAUAUUAAAGCCGUUAUUGGCGUUAACAUUAACUAUAAAGGGAAACAAUGCACUGUUUCAGUAUGGCGUCCAGAAUAUACAAGGUCAGAGGAUGGGAAUAUUGACGAACUAGGAUUUACAGCAGUCCUAUCACAAGAGGUACGUAGAAACAUAUCUAUAGAGCAGGACGAGGCUGACCAAGCAGACAUUUCGCUCCUUCGACGGAUCCUUAUGUAA